Molecule: messenger RNA, 963 nt
Organism: Acomys russatus (golden spiny mouse)
Lineage: Eukaryota; Metazoa; Chordata; Mammalia; Rodentia; Muridae
Product: olfactory receptor 10AG1-like
Exons: 1
Coding region: 1-963 (320 amino acids)
Biological process (GO): G protein-coupled receptor signaling pathway
Cellular component (GO): membrane
Molecular function (GO): olfactory receptor activity; G protein-coupled receptor activity
Source: RefSeq, a predicted model, not a curated record
AUGUGGGAUGAUGAAGAUCAAUUUAAAACAGAAAUAUUGAAUGCCUCUACACUGAUGGAAUUUAUUCUUCUUGGCUUUUCUGGUUUUCCUCAUCUGCAGUGGGUAUUGUUUAUGAUAUUUUUGUUCAUGUAUAUAACUAUUCUGACGUGCAACAGCAUAAUAAUUCUGUUAGUAAAAACUGACCCUGCUCUCCAGACCCCUAUGUAUUUUUUUCUUAGCAACUUUUCCUUCUUGGAAAUCUGUUACGUAACAGCUACUAUCCCAAGAAUCCUUUUGGAUCUAUACACCCUAAAAGGAAACAUUUCUGUGCUUGCUUGUGCAACACAAAUGUAUUUUGUCCUUAUGUUGGGAGGCACAGAGUGCCUCUUACUGGCAGCAAUGGCCUAUGACCGCUAUGUGGCCAUCUGCAAACCUCUACAAUAUUAUCUACUCAUGAAGGACAAGGUGUGUUUGCAGCUAGUAGCUGCCUCCUGGAUCAGUGGGAUUCCAGUAGAAAUUGGGCAGACCUACCAGAUAUUCUCUUUGCACUUUUGCGCUUCUAACAAAAUUGACCACUUCUUUUGUGAUAUACCCCCACUACUCAAGCUUGCCUGCGGCGACACUUUUGUGAACACGGUAGCAGUCUAUGUUGUUGCAGUAGUGUUUGUCAUGAUUCCAUUUCUGGUGAUCAUUGUCUCCUAUGUCAAGAUUAUCUGCAACAUUAUGAAACUGUCCUCAGCCAAAGGGAUGGCCAAGGCCUUUUCCACCUGCUCGUCUCACCUGAUAGUUGUAGUCCUGUUCUAUGGAACAGCUAGCAUCACUUACUUACAACCCAAACCCAGGAAGUCAGAAGGAAUGGGGAAGCUACUGUCUUUGUUCUACACCAUUUUCAUUCCAGCUUUGAAUCCCAUCAUAUAUACUCUGAGGAACAAAGACAUCACGAUGGCCCUGAGAAAGUUGCAAAAUAAGUUACUGACAUGGUGA